AUGAUCCUACCUCAACAACCUGUUUACGCGAUUGUCCCAUUGUCAGGGCCCUCAAUUGAAAGCGACCGACUCCUUCUUCGACCAAUUACCGACGACGAUGCCGGUGCACUUUUUGUCGUUCGUUCCCGGCCCGAAGUAGCAGAAAUGAACCAUCCCAAAACACCUUUCAAAUCAAUCGAAGAAACACGUGAAUGGAUGGCAACUAAAGUGUUCUCAAGUGGACCGUCCGAUAUUAUCGGGCGUUCGUUUAAUUAUGCUAUUGUGGACAAGUCGAUCCCGGAAACGGAGGAGCGAGUCAUUGGAUCUCUUAGUAUCAACCAGGUAGAUCCGUAUCCUGAGAUUGGAUAUGCAGUGCAUCCAUCUUCUUGGGGGAAAGGGUAUGCUACGGAGGCUUUGCAAUUGAUGCUGAAGAUGUGGUGGGAUCUGGAGCGUCGAACAGUUGACAGUGAAGAUGCUGCUGGAGAGGCUGAGAAGGCCUUUGCUCUUUGCGAAAAGAGGAAUGCUGCCAGCCGCCGUGUACUGGAAAAGUGUGGUUUCAAGAUCGUGGGUGAUUUCCAAGAGGAGGGACAUGACCUUUUUAUUUUUGCUUUAGAGAGGCCCUGA
This is a messenger RNA of Penicillium griseofulvum, 603 nucleotides long. Its product is annotated as GNAT family N-acetyltransferase. Gene Ontology annotation, molecular function: acyltransferase activity, transferring groups other than amino-acyl groups. NCBI's taxonomy places the organism in Eukaryota, Fungi, Ascomycota, Eurotiomycetes, Eurotiales, Aspergillaceae. The record is from RefSeq and is a predicted model, not a curated record. The coding region runs from base 1 to 603 and encodes 200 amino acids. The transcript has 2 exons.